Podarcis raffonei (Aeolian wall lizard) is the source of this 4563-nucleotide messenger RNA. It is a transcript of the gene SMAD4, whose product is annotated as SMAD family member 4. The coding region runs from base 428 to 2086 and encodes 552 amino acids. Gene Ontology annotation, molecular function: I-SMAD binding; DNA-binding transcription factor activity, RNA polymerase II-specific; RNA polymerase II cis-regulatory region sequence-specific DNA binding. Lineage: Eukaryota; Metazoa; Chordata; Lepidosauria; Squamata; Lacertidae. The transcript is spliced from 12 exons. Gene Ontology annotation, biological process: transforming growth factor beta receptor signaling pathway; cell differentiation; anatomical structure morphogenesis. The record is from RefSeq and is a predicted model, not a curated record. Gene Ontology annotation, cellular component: heteromeric SMAD protein complex.
CCAACAACAACACCAGCCAGCCAGGGGCACGACGUAGGAGGUGGCGGCAGCGGCGGCGGUUGGAACGUUCCUCCCUCCUCCUCCUCGCGCCUCGGCCCCCCCAUCGGCCGUCUGCGCGCGCGUGCGCAGAGCGAAAGGCCGCGGCGCCCCUCAGGAAGCCUCCCCCCUCCCGGCUCGUCUCCCUCAGGGCCGCUGAGGAGGCGGGAAGGCGAUCGCGAGGGGCGGCCGAGGAGGUGGGUUAGGGGCGCCCAGGAAGGCCCCUCACCGGAGGGCGGGCGGGCAGGCCGCGGCGGCGCCUCUGCUGCUGCUGCCGCCACCGCCGCCGCCCGACACGGGGUCCCGGCCGAGGCCCAGGUGCAUGCUGGAGACAGUUCUUGGCCCACUGACUGGCAAGAUUAUUUGGUCUUGGAAGUAAAAGCUGUACCAAAUGGACAGUAUGUCUAUUACUAACACACCAACAAGUAAUGAUGCUUGUCUGAGCAUUGUUCACAGUUUGAUGUGCCAUCGACAAGGAGGGGAGAGUGAAACAUUUGCAAAGCGAGCAAUUGAAAGCUUAGUAAAGAAACUGAAGGAGAAAAAAGAUGAAUUGGAUUCUUUGAUUACAGCUAUAACUACAAAUGGAGCUCAUCCUAGCAAGUGUGUUACAAUUCAGAGAACGUUGGAUGGAAGACUUCAGGUGGCUGGUCGUAAGGGGUUUCCUCAUGUAAUUUAUGCACGGCUAUGGAGGUGGCCUGAUCUUCACAAAAACGAACUCAAACAUGUCAAAUAUUGUCAGUAUGCUUUUGACUUGAAGUGUGAUAGUGUCUGCGUGAAUCCAUAUCAUUAUGAGCGUGUUGUAUCACCCGGCAUUGAUCUUUCAGGAUUGACACUGCAGAGUUCAGCACCCUCAAGCAUGUUGGUGAAAGAUGAAUAUGUUCAUGAAUUUGAGGGGCAGACAUCGCUGUCAACUGCUGAAGGCCAUUCAGUUCAGACUAUCCAACAUCCGCCUAGUAACAGGGCAUCUACUGAAACCUACAGCACCCCAUCCAUGUUAGCUCCUUCUGAGUCUAGCACCACCAGCACCACCAACUUUCCCAACAUUCCUGUCGCUUCCACAAGUCAACCCCCCAGUAUGCUGCCAGGUAGCCACAGUGAUGGACUUUUGCAGAUUGCUUCAGGGCCUCAGCCAGGGACACAGCAGAAUGGCUUUACAGCUCAGCCAGCUACUUACCACCACAACAGUACAACAACUUGGACUGGGAGUCGAACUGCCGCCUAUGCACCUACCAUCCCUCACCAUCAGAAUGGGCAUCUUCAGCACCACCCACCGAUGCCCCACCCUGGACAUUACUGGCCAGUUCAUAAUGAACUUGCAUUCCAGCCACCUAUAUCAAACCACCCUGCUCCAGAAUACUGGUGUUCAAUUGCCUAUUUUGAGAUGGAUGUCCAAGUUGGCGAAACAUUUAAAGUACCUUCAAGCUGCCCAAUUGUUACAGUUGAUGGAUAUGUGGACCCUUCAGGUGGCGACCGCUUUUGCCUCGGUCAGCUCUCCAACGUUCAUAGAACAGAAGCCAUUGAGAGAGCGAGGUUGCAUAUAGGCAAAGGUGUGCAGCUGGAAUGCAAAGGUGAAGGUGACGUGUGGGUUCGGUGCCUCAGUGAUCAUGCGGUCUUUGUUCAGAGUUACUACCUAGAUCGGGAAGCAGGGCGUGCGCCAGGCGAUGCAGUCCACAAAAUUUAUCCAAGUGCAUAUAUAAAGGUGUUUGAUUUGCGUCAGUGUCACCGUCAGAUGCAACAGCAGGCUGCUACAGCACAGGCUGCAGCUGCUGCUCAAGCUGCUGCAGUUGCAGGAAAUAUUCCUGGGCCAGGAUCUGUAGGAGGAAUCGCUCCAGCCAUCAGUUUGUCGGCUGCAGCUGGAAUUGGCGUGGAUGACCUUCGCCGCCUGUGCAUCCUCAGGAUGAGCUUUGUCAAAGGUUGGGGACCUGAUUACCCGAGGCAGAGCAUUAAGGAGACGCCGUGUUGGAUAGAAAUCCACCUGCACCGGGCCCUGCAGCUCCUAGACGAAGUUCUCCAUACCAUGCCUAUUGCAGACCCCCAGCCCCUAGACUGAGACCUCGCUGCUGUUCUUAGCUGUUAUAGAGUGAGGAUGGCGGAUUGUAAAAUACAAUUUUAUUAACCGGAAGAUAUAUUUUGCUUCCGUUCUGCUUAAUCUUUUAACCAGGUUUUAAAGAGAAAAUGUCUUUGCCACCUUGCUCUCAGCAGAAUAAAUAAAUAAAUCAGAACCUGCAGGAAUUCUGAAUAGUUUCACACCUCCGGGCUUGUUCUGUAGUUGUGGGAAGCUGACGCCAAGGAGCAAAGUUUUGAUUGUGGUCUUGGCGUGAUCCCUGCUGUGCUUAGGCCUUGGAAAUCUCACUUGGCUUGAUUAAGGGAACCCCCCUCCCCUGCUCCAUUCUCUUGGCAGCAUGGAUUUUGGGGGGCUCCGCUUAAGCACUUAUUCAGCCUGCCCCUUAGCUAGAUCCACCCCAAAUGAGCAAAAUCAUGUUGAUUAUUCUAAAGGGAUGGUUUCUGGUGCUGCACUUUGCUACAGCACUGGGGCACGUCUCAUAGCAAGGUUCUGUAUGUGAAAUAUUUAUGUACACAUAAUCAUUUGAAACACACUAGAAAUGGAUGGGCUUCGAAGCUGGCACUAAAUGUAAAUGCAACAUAAAAUAUUCAGCAAGGAGAACUGCCAGCUAAAUUAUGUAACCAGUGUGCAAUGAUACAUAUUUUCAUUACUAUUCCCAACUGAUUUCCGCUACAGUGAAAAGGCUGUAAAACCUGGACAGUUGAGAUAGCAUUAAUAUGUGUUUUACUGCACUUGGAGUGCCAUUUCAAAACCUCAUAAUCAUGUUGAUGGUUGCAUCGCCAAGAAUCCAGAUUUUAUAUUUUUUAACAUUUCUACUCAGGGCAAGAUGGCAAACUUGUUUUUAUACCUCUUGGUUAUUUUAAGCUCUUUAUCCCAUCAAUGAUUUUAUCUAUUUGCAUUGACUUUGUAUAGAGAAUUUCAGGUAGAAGUUGCAAAUGUAUUGGCUGUAUGACAGAUGCAAUAUUAUGCUUUCUCUAGUUAAUAAAACUACUGGAAAAAAACUCUCAGAACUCUGAUAGAAAUUUAUCGAUAGUUUUUGUAAGUAUUUUCCUACGUUUUGAAUCCUUUCAUCUGGAGUCCUGGAUAAAGUUUCUGCCUGAAAAUUCUGCAGGAAGCAAUGGGAGCGAUUCUCUCCACUUUCCGGCUUGCUUUCAAACCCUGUGGUGUCAGCUGUCUUUCCCCUUUACGUAGAUCCAGUAUUAUAAGAACAAACGGUGGCAGGAAUGGGCACUGGCAGUUCCCAUAGCUAGCAGGCAUACAGAACAGUGAGGAGCACAUCUGGCCUGCAGCAUCUCUCCCCUAUGCCCAGCCCAGCUCCUGGUAUCUAAGUCUCCUGCCUGUAUUAGUCUCCCUCCUCAAUUCAGCCUGACUUAUUUUCUGCCUCGCCCUCCAGUUUUCUAUGAAACCAAAGGAUUAUAAAACUUCUGAUCAUCUGAAAAGGUGUCCUGAUUAAUCAGGCAACUUUUUAAUUUUAUUUUAAAGUUAAUAAUUGUCAGUAUAAGUGCGUACAUAGAACUGUAGGUGGCAACCUCCAAUUUUAGUGGAGGCGUCCCUCUCCCCUGCUGCCUGAAAAAGGAGUGCUCUGUAAGAUGGUGCCUGUUUUUAUAACCUAAAGACAAAGCAUGGUUUCUCUUCAAAACUAUGUUAUUCCUAUGCAAACGUAUGCAGACUUAAUUGAGUAAUCAAUUAAAAGCCAUACCAUUAAUCAACGAAAGAGUUCUUUAAAUGAGCGACAGCCCCAAUGGAAGUUAAGUAAUUUUAUGUACUCAGCAUUUUUUAUUCUUCAUGUAGAAUUUCUUCCCCGCCCCCACGCUUAAGCAAAAAAAAUACAGCUUUGCAUCUUGUGGGUGGGGUGUGGGUGUUUGAAACUUUGCAAUUCCUGGAAGAGAAUUUUUUGCCCUGCUCUUAAAUGUUGAACUGAAACACAGGGGCUAAAGCAGGCUCAGCAGAAUGGUUAACCCGGCCCCAAAUGUAGCCUCUGAAUGAGUUAGUCAUCAGUGUAGGGCCUGACAAGCACACCAGGGCAUCAGAGUGGAGGGCAGCUGGAACCCAAUGUGUGCUAGAGCUUUUCCAAGUCUGUAAAUAGUGCAAGAAGCAUCAAAGCAGUCAGACAGGUUUUCCUAGGCGAGUCUCACUUCAGAGAUGCAAAUGUACCAGUUGCCUUGGCUUUCUUUCAAAAAAAGCAUGGGAGGCCUUGUGGGGAGAGAGUGUGUGAGUGCCAGAUUUUGCUCCCCUCCCAAGUCUAUCCUCUGUAUACAUCUUGGGCUACUUUGAAUGGUCAGUGAUGGAAGGAGAACCCUGUGUAGCCCCAGUUCCAAUUUAUGUAAAAAAAAAGGGGGGGGAGCCAAACAAUUUCUUCCAACCUGGAGACUAUGUAUAUCAUGAAAGCCCAGAAUUGUGUGAAGAAAAAUGGAAUGCUUCAAACUGUACGAAUUAUAGAAAUAAAGCAAAUUUGCAUACUU